Olea europaea var. sylvestris is the source of this 1432-nucleotide messenger RNA. RefSeq names its product protein BREVIS RADIX-like. The record is from RefSeq and is a predicted model, not a curated record. Bases 82 to 1041 code for a protein of 319 amino acids. NCBI's taxonomy places the organism in Eukaryota, Viridiplantae, Streptophyta, Magnoliopsida, Lamiales, Oleaceae. The transcript has 4 exons.
UUCUCUUCUUGCACAAAUAAAAACGGUUGAUCAGUAUCAUCAAGUUCUCAUUACCUUCACAUUGUGAAGCAGAUUAAGGAUAUGGCAUUGAAGGUUUCGGAAGCUUACAAACAAUGCAAGCCCGGGACUGGAGAUGGCAACUACAAGAAAGGGCCAAGAGCAUAUCCUGGAUUCGAUACCAUUUCAGAGGGUGUUCCGUACCCUCUUGUGCAGCCAGGAAGUUCAACUUCUACUCCAGCUUGGGAUUUUACGAGCAUUGGACAUCGUGCUGCUCGACCGGACUCUAGAUUUAAUGGGGCGUUUAAUGGUGACAGGAUACCCGGCAGACAAGAAUGUAUCUCGGCCCAGUCUGGUGUUAUGCUUGUGCAAAAUGAAGAUGAACCAAAAGAGUGGAUGGCACAGGUGGAGCCUGGUGUUCAAAUUACUUUUGUGUCUCUCCCUCAUGGUGGGAAUGACCUUAAACGGAUACGGUUCAGCCGGGAGAUGUUCAAUAAAUGGCAAGCUCAGAGAUGGUGGGGUGAGAAUUAUGAUAGAAUAAUGGAGCUCUACAAUGUUCAGAGAUUCAACCAACAAGCUCUCAACACUCCCGGAAGAUCUGAGGACGGGAGAGAUUCUACUUACUCAAAGCAUGGUUCUGUCAUGGAAAGUCCUCGGAUGACUCCAUCAUUGAACAGAGAGUGGACUCCAUCUCCAAGGUACAAACCUCCUGACCAUCUUCAAGGUGCGCCCUGUCAACAUUUCAAUGCUGGAUCAAGCGCUUACAUGGCUGGUGGCCCCAAGGGCGAAAUGUCGUCUAUGGAUGCGUCAAGAACAACAACUUCCUCACGAGACGAGGCUUCAGUUUCUGUAAGCAAUGCAAGUGACAUUGAAUCAGAAUCGAUUGAACAGGAUGAACCUGGAGUUUAUAUUACCAUCAGACAACUGGCUGAUGGCACUAGGGAACUGCGGCGUGUCAGAUUUAGCCGUGAAAGAUUUGGCGAAUUGCACGCAAAGCUCUGGUGGGAAACAAACCGGGAGAGAAUACUUACUCAAUACCUUUGAUACUAUGGAAUGGAAUGCUAGAACUCCAUGUGGAACAGUUCCAUUUUUGCAUCAGGGCUUGCAGAAUGGAGACUCAACAAGAUGAUUCACCAGCAUCGCGCUAAAGUUACUAAGCCAAAAUUAUCCGACUCUGUAGGAUUUUUAAGUUACAAGUAUUCACAUUGAUUUCCUUCUCACAUGUUUUUUUUCCUGAUCAGUAGUUUAUUAUAGUCUAUACCAUGAUUUUGAAAAUUCCUGUAGGCCUUGUUUUCCCCUGUAUCUUGUCAUGGUCCUUAUCCGAUGGAAUCAUCUCUCAUUUGACAGUUGGUUUGUUUAUUUGUAAUUAAAACUUUCUGGGAUGAAAAAAUUAUAAAGGGUUAAAUACACGGAUAGCCACCCAACUUUAUAUUUA